Lecanosticta acicola is the source of this 1043-nucleotide messenger RNA. NCBI's taxonomy places the organism in Eukaryota, Fungi, Ascomycota, Dothideomycetes, Mycosphaerellales, Mycosphaerellaceae. The record is from the annotation of a GenBank genome assembly.
AUGCGCUCAUUCGCUCUCCUCCCGAUCCUCGCCGGCAUUGCCGCCGCCCUUCCUCAGGAUGCAUGCAGCACUACGACGGUCGAGAAGAUCGUGCCCACCAAGACCGCAACCUACACCUCGACGCCUGUAGUCACCGAGCAUGCAACCACGGCCAAGGAUCUGGGAACUUUCACUUUGGUCACGACAAUCUCGUCAACCAAGACCCUGCUGACCCUCACGCACACGGACGGCACUUGCGGCGAGACUGGCAUUGUGUGAGCCCUUCCCCGUCCACCCUACCUCUAUUCGAUCAAGGCAUUCUAACCCCUCCCAGCACCAUUCCAUUCGCGACGCACACCGUCUACGGCAACUCCAGCACCCCUGAGGCCUACCGUGUCAAGAGAUCACCCGCAUCACCGCCAUCAAUGAAGCGAGCUCUUGGCCUCAACCCUCGCGACGACGCUGGCACUGCAUGCACCGUAACUGUGACCUCGACCACCACCUAUGGCCAGACCCAGACAUACGUUGCUGCUCACAAAACGAGCACGUACACCGACUACACGGCCUUCACCCAACACACGGUCACCUCCACCAAGUCCGGAGGCACAGCCUAUGCCAUUGACUCUGCAACCACCAGCUCUGCGACCCGAUGUGGCAGCGUGACCGUCACUCCGACUCUCCUCACCAAGACCGUCUCGAUGGACACCCGCUGCUCGCCCUCCGCCAUGGUCAGCUCCUACAACAGCUACGGAAUCGAAUACCUCAGCAACACUCCGACCGCUGGUGCUUCGUACAGCACCAACGCCACGGAUGCUUCAACCUGCUGUCAGCUCUGCGCCGAGACUGACGAGUGCGCGACUUCGGCUUGGGACGUGCGCUCGGGAGAGUGCCGAUUGGACUUCCCCGUCAAUCCAACCACGGGAGAUCUGAACUGCGGCGAGGGAGUGUUGGGCUACUACGAUGCCGGACCCAACCACCCCAUGUUGCCGGGAACGGGAUGGUACGUCGCCAAGCUGUGCGGGAAUGCACAGUUUGGAUCCGCAGCGCCGGAUGAUGGAACAUAG